GCCAAAAUUAAAAUUCUUCGUGAUCUUCUCUCUCACACAUUCACACAUUGGAGAAGUCUUGAGACGAUGAGAGACUAUCACCUCCAAACGCAGCAAAAGGAUAACUCUGCCACAAGCCGUCGGCCGAAAUCCGCCGCCGUUCACAGCAAGAAGCCACCAAAGGUUAGCCCCAAAAACCCUAACUCUGCGUCCUCUCCAUGUGCGGAAGAGGAUCUAGGGUUUGAAUCACCUAAGGAUUGGAUCGAUUCUUCUUCUUCUGUUGCGGAGAUUUCUGACUGGAACCUUGUCGUAGAAUCAUCGGAGGUAACUCGCUAAAUUUCACUCAUUGAUUUGGUUUCAGUUCGUAAUUUGUUUGAUGUUUUAUAGCGUAAGCAUUUUUAUUUCAAUUUUAGAGGUAAAAAUUAGUCAAAUUUUUAAGUUUGAUGUUGUUCUGUUUGAGAAAAAGUGUGUGUGAGUUGAGUGAAACGAAUUUGGAGUUCAUAUAAAUAAGUUUAAUUUGUAUAUCCAAUGUGGAAAAUUUCUGCAAAUUUUAUACUUCACUGUUCGUUCGAACUGAUGAAGGUUGCAGUUUUGUUAAUAGACAGUUAGUUACUACUGCUGGCUCCAUGGAUUUCGGUUGUUUUUUAGAUCCGAUUUUAGACAUAUUACUAUCACAGGAAUCGUCUGUUUCACUGACUCCUGCAUCUGCAAUCACUUCUGAAGCUGUUGUUUUGUCUGAAAUCUCACCAUGUUCAUCAGUGAUAAAUUUUGAUGAACCAAAAGAUGGAACAGCGUCUUCAUUUAGUCAACAAGAUACGGCAGGUCAAGAAGUGAAGAAACUAUCAAGUUCUGUUGAGGCAGAGGUGCUAAUAAAAUGUUUAAGGGAAGCUCAGGUUCAGGUAUCAGAAUCAAAAAAUGUGGAUUUGUUUUCUAAAAAGCUCCUGAAUGCUUUGGUGACAAUAUAUGCCGAAGAGCAAUUUCAGUUGCCUGAGGAGAAGGAUUGGUUCGAUGUAAUCAUGCUGAAGAAAGGUUCUCUGGCAGUUCUACUUUUGUUGCUGUGGACCAUUGCUGUGUUUGUGAUUUUUUCCGAUUUCUCUCACAGCAAAUACGGUGGAUCAAUUCCAACUUGAAAUUUUUGUUGAGUUACUGAGAGUAAGCUCUUUCUGAACUCACUCAAAUCUUGAUGAAUGAUGUUAAGAGCCUUUAGUUUUUAAUCUUUAGUCCAAUGUUUUAGACACGUAUAGUUUGGGAGAUUUAUUAGAUGGCCAAUGGUAUGAUGACAUUAAUUUAAACUUUAUAUUUCAUGAUGAUCAACAAUUAUAGUCUCUACAUUGAAG
Oldenlandia corymbosa var. corymbosa is the source of this 1316-nucleotide messenger RNA. NCBI's taxonomy places the organism in Eukaryota, Viridiplantae, Streptophyta, Magnoliopsida, Gentianales, Rubiaceae. The record is from the annotation of a GenBank genome assembly.